Molecule: messenger RNA, 2354 nt
Organism: Aricia agestis (brown argus)
Lineage: Eukaryota; Metazoa; Arthropoda; Insecta; Lepidoptera; Lycaenidae
Gene: Sec10
Product: exocyst complex component 5
Exons: 14
Coding region: 92-2260 (722 amino acids)
Biological process (GO): Golgi to plasma membrane transport; exocytosis
Cellular component (GO): cytoplasm; exocyst
Source: RefSeq, a predicted model, not a curated record
AAUUUCUUUUUGUUAUUUAAAUAAAUUUACGGCAAAAUAGUUUAUUUAAUUUAUGUUUUAGCCCAAUAUAAGAACUAAUAAAGGCCUUAAAAUGAUGAACCAAUAUUUAAGAGAGCUUGAGCAGGACCCUUUUGAUCCCGACGAGUUUGUUGAGAGGAUGGUGCGGCGGAGUAUGCAGGAGUCCCGUCUUAAAGAUGAUCAAUUUGAUCCUGAAAUGAUACAUGACAUUUUUACUCAAGCUAUACAAGACUUAAAGGUUCUACAGGAACGACAAGAACGUAAAUGUGCAAGGUUAGAACAAGCUGUUCAAGAGGAGGAAAAAGUUUAUCUUGCAAAACUGUCAGAAAUAAUGGAUCAGCAUACGCAUUGUGUCAAUGUGUUUAGCUCACUAGAUGAGAGAAUGUCAAGAUGUGGGGGUCGAGCACUAGAUAUUGGAGAGAAGCUGGGAGCAGCACGAGCUCCCAGGGCUAGGUCAGCUGCAGCCCGGGACUUACUGUCACAUCUAGCUAAUUUUCUGAACCCUGGCCCAGUGCUAUCUGAUGUUUUUAAUGAUCCAAAUAAGCUAAAUGAAGCAGCAGACGUGAUACAAAAACUAUACACAAUUGCUCAAGAGCUCCCUCCAGAUAAGUUUGAUGUGGCCAAGAAUAAAAUAGAAACUAAGUAUGAUGAGAUCGAAAGGAAUCUUAUAGAAGAGUUUGUGAGGGCACAAAAUCAAGGCAAUGUCACAAAAAUGAAGGAUAUAGCGAGUAUCAUGACUAAUUUCAAGGGAUACUCUCAAUGUGUUGAUGCUUACAUUGAAACUAGUCAAAUGAACACAUUACUCGGAAAGGAUAUAUUUUCAUCAGUGUUGCCUCUCUGUAAGAAGAACUAUACGGUCAUCAGUAGCGUGUUCCCCAAUCCUGAUCAGGUGAUGAGUAAAUUUGUGCUCAAUAUAUUCCACCUGAAGCUACAGAAGUAUGUACAGACUAAACUAGCGGACAAGAGCGAUAUAGAGAAAUAUCUCAGAAAUCUUUAUGAAAUGUAUACCAGUAUUCAACGUGUCUCCGAUGAGUUGGUUGCUGAGAACUUAGUGUCUGCUGAUGGAAAUGCCUCAACUGGAGACUUACGUCGGGAAGCCCUCAUCAACGGAGCCAUGGCUGGAGCUACCGAGGGCUACCCUGCACUGGAGAUAAGAAGACUGAAGGCUAUCCUAUCUAGUGCCUUAAAUGCGUAUUAUGCAGAGAAACAACAUGUUAAGAAGCAAAUACAAGGAGGAGGUUUUCAAGAACUCCGGCGGGAUUUGCAAGCGGUGAUCGGUACUCGGGCGAACAUUAACAUCGCACAGAUUGAAAAUUACGGCGGUGAGACAUUCCUCAGCGAGCAGCUGGCGAGGAAGAUGUUGAGUGACGCUCAGACCUCUUUCUUGAGAUGUAGAACUCUUUGCACUGCGAGCGAGGUGUCCGGCACGACGAUAGCUCUGCUGGAGGUGUUGAUCCAGCAGCUGCUAGUGGAGCACGUGGACUACGCGCUCGACCUCGGCCUGCAGUCCAUACCCAUCGCCGAGACCAAGUCACCGCCACAGAUCUACUUUUUCGACACGGUCAACCAGGCUAACAAAAUUGUUAACAUGUUCAUAGAACAUUUUCAAGAAUCCGUGUUGCCCUGUAUGAGCAAGCACAGCGAGUGCGUGCAGCGGAAGAACACAAUAAUCGAGCAGCUGGAGACCAAGCUGGACCUGGGUCUGGAGCGCGCCAUCUCGGCCGUGGUGGGCUGGGUCAAGCUGCACCUCCACACCGAACAGAAGAAGUCCGACUUCAAGCCCGAUGGCGACAUCGACACUAUAGCCUCGCCUGCAUGUCUGGGCGUGGUGUCGUACCUGAGUUCCACGACGGAGCGUCUGCACGCGGCGCUGGAGGGCGACAACCGGCAGCUGCUGACGCUGGAGCUAGCCGUCCGCCUGCACCGCGUCAUAUACGACCACCUCCAGAACUUCACAUUCAACUCCGCCGGCGCGAUGAUAGCUAUCUGCGACGUGAAGGAGUACCGGUCUGCGGUGUGCGGGCGCGGCAGCGGCGGCGGCGGCGACACGGCGACGGCGCUGUUCGACGCGCUGCACGCGCUGUGCAACCUGCUGCUCGUCAAGCCGGAGAACCUGCACCAGGUCUGCGAGGGGGAGACGCUGGCGGAGCUGGACCACUCCAUCCUCCUCAACUUCAUCCAGCUACGCUCCGACUACAAGACACACAAGCUCUCCAACUUCCUCAAGGGCCUGACGAACUGAGGAGCAUUAUACAUUAUACUGUAUAUUAUAAUCCACAAGACUCGCUGUUAGAUAUUACAGAUAUAACAAUAAAGUAUUAUUUAUUCAAUGUUUA